GCAAGCCAAUUCGCCGUCCAAAUAUUCUAGAAGGCUUUCCAACACGAGUAAAGUGAGUGAUCGAGUGAGACUUUUUUCUUGCACAAGUCUCUGAGAAUAGAAUAGAAGAGAAUGGCUUUGUUUGGCAGAGGCACAGUUGCAGCAAUACGUCGUAGCGCUUUAAUUUUCACCUCCAACUCUAAUAAGAGCUUAUUCCGCAGCCACCCAUUUUCCGCACCCAUUUCUCUCAACGUUUCAAACUCCAACGCGAUUCAUCGGCACUUCAGUUCCACCAAGAAGCCCGUGGACACCAAGGUCAACUUCUCCCUCUCCGACACAGACGACGAAGACAACAAAGAAAACGGCACGAGCAAGAAGGCAGUGCCACCCCCUUACGAUCCCUUCAGCAAGAAGCCCGCAGUAGAAGAUCCCUCCUCGGACCCAAAGGACCUGCAACAGAUAUUCCACAACAUGAGAACCGGCGACGGCUUAUUCAGCCACGCAGUCAAGAUGUUCGACGCAUUGUCCAAAGAGGGUCUCACCCACGAAGCCCUGGAGCUCUUCGCCCAGAUCAAGGACAAGGGCCACAUGCCCGACGUGGUGGCCCACACCGCCGUCCUCGAGGCCUACGCCAACGCCGCUCAGCCAAAAGAGGCUCUCAAGGUUUACAUGCGCAUGUUGGCUUCUGGGGUCUCUCCCAAUGCUUACACCUAUGCGGUUCUUAUCAAGGGUCUUGCUGCUGCUGCUGAUGUUAAGUUUGUGAAGGAAGCUAGUAAGUACGUUUUGGAGAUGAUGGAUAAGGGAAUGAAACCUAAUGUGCAGACUUAUGCUUGUGUGUUUGAGGGGUUGGUGAGGGAGGAGAAGCUUGAUGAGGCUGCACGCUUGUUGGAGCAGAUGAAGGGUAAGGGGUUUGUUCCUGACGAGAAGGCUGUGAGGGAGGUUCUAGCCAGUAAAAGAGGGCCUGUCUUUAGAAAUGUUAUCGACGUUCUUUUUGGUAAGUAGUGAAAACUCACUCGUCAUCGGUUGUAAAAUUAGGUGAGGCAUACAUAAUUUCGCCAACAAAUCAAGAUCCUUGUUUUUGCUUUCAUUUUACUUUUAUCCAUUGUAUUUGCAUUGCAACAUGCACUGCAACAUUUCCAAUUGCAAAUCAAACAAGCACUAACAGAGAUGGUUUGGAAUUAGAUUGACAUGAGCAUUUUGUUGUCUUCGGUUUUAUAU
Molecule: messenger RNA, 1197 nt
Organism: Glycine soja
Lineage: Eukaryota; Viridiplantae; Streptophyta; Magnoliopsida; Fabales; Fabaceae
Product: pentatricopeptide repeat-containing protein At4g38150-like
Exons: 1
Coding region: 112-981 (289 amino acids)
Molecular function (GO): protein binding
Source: RefSeq, a predicted model, not a curated record